UUUGUCAUUGGGUAGCUGUGACAGAGAGAGGCAGCCAAGAGAGAAAUAACAGAGAGAGAGCAAGAGACUACAAUUGGAUGCCAGUGAUUGAGUAAAAGACUAAAGCAGCUUGUGAAUUUUCUCAGUUGUCAUGGGCCCUUGGGGGUCAAUCAAGUGGCACUGCUGACUCACAGAGGAAAGGAUAGGAGACACAUGAAGAAACAAACAAAACAAAAAAACACAAUCGACAAGAAGUAACUAAGGACAACAAGGCUUUUAUAAGUAACAGCGCAAGAGAAACAGAGAGUAAGGGGGACAGGGUGAGCGCCUCUUACACAGGGGAGACCGUCUUCAGAGUGUUGCGUCCACGCAGCAGAGAGAGAGAGACAGCUGCCAACAAGAUACCCCAAGUUCAUCAGUCCAUCAUCUAUCCAUCCAUCUAUCAGUCCAGCCAGUGAGGAAGAGCCACAGACAUGAAGAGACCUCACGACUACAGCUCUCCAGACUCGGACACAGACGAGUUUAUUGACGUGGGACAAGAAGACGGCUAUUGCCCAGUCACCGGGUCCAUGUCUCCUGGGAGCGCCUCGCAGAUUCUGGCCCGAAAGAAGAGAAGAGGGAUCAUAGAGAAGAGGCGCAGAGACCGGAUCAACCACAGCCUGUCGGAGCUCAGGAGGCUGGUGCCCAGUGCUUUUGAGAAACAGGGUUCAUCUAAGCUUGAGAAAGCAGAGAUCCUGCAGAUGACUGUGGACCACCUCAAACUCCUGCAUGCCAUGGGAGGAAAAGGUUACUUUGAUGCAAGGGCCCUGGCGGUAGACUACAGGACAUUAGGCUUUAGGGAGUGCGUUGGAGAGGUGGUGCGGUACCUCAGCUCCCUUGAUGGGGAUUCCACGGACCCUAUAGGAGCGCGUCUGGUCUCCCACCUUUCCCACUGUGCAAGUGAGCUUGACCCCCUUCUCCUCCAGUCGCCCCCGGCCUCCGCCCUGCCUUUUCCACCAUGGCCAUGGGCGUCCUUCCCUCAGAUAUCCCCCACCUCACCAGCCUCUUCCUCACCUCCUUUCCCCAGUGGGCGAAGGGAUCUGACCCUGAUGGGGAGCUACCCAUCACCUGCCUCCCUCCGCCUCGGCCCCCUGGCUGGUUGCCAGCAGGGUGUACCCCAGCUCCUUACCCCCACAGCCCUGGCUACCAUUCACAGGUUGCCCACCCUCGCAGUAUCGGCCUCCCUAGCCCCCUCCAGACCAACCCAGGCGUCCCCUCACAACGCCGCCAGGGCCUCGCCUCUUCACCUACCCACCCCUUCCUCUUCCUCUCCUUCUACCUCCUCCUCCACCUCUUCUAUUUCCUCAUCUUCUGCUCCACUGCAAGUCUCUUUCAGGCCCUUUGCACCUCUGGGUUCUCCCACAGCUCAGAGCAGGGGCUUGAGCGGAGCAGCCAAGGCAGCCCAGGGAUGGGGGACUGAGAUAGGAGCUUUCUGAGGAUCAUCUCUGGUUUUGUUUUCCAAAUGAACUCUGUACAGUGGACAUGGAGCUCCCAUGUGCAACAUGCAGCAAAUAUGAAGCCGUUCAAGAAAGACCUUUGAUGAUUGGCUCUGCUUCUGAGGGACUCUAAAAGCCAUAUCAGACUGUGGGUGAAGCGUCAGAUAAUUACAAACAAUCAUAUAUAAUAGAAUAAUGAGAGAAUGUGAAAGAAUAGAAGAGUUGAAUACAUUCAUGAUCUUGCUUGACAAAUACACACAUACACCUUGUUCAACAGAGCCAUAUAUAUAACGCUCAACAGAGUGACGUUGAGUUUUUACUGAUCUUUUAACUGUGAUAUUUGUUGUUUUUCCCGCAAACCAUUUAUACAUUUUAUUACAUUUUGACAAUGUUUGACAAAAAUCUCCAUAAAAACUAAGUGCCUUUACCUUUG
This is a messenger RNA of Etheostoma cragini (Arkansas darter), 1887 nucleotides long. RefSeq names its product hes related family bHLH transcription factor with YRPW motif like (gene heyl). The record is from RefSeq and is a predicted model, not a curated record. The coding region runs from base 453 to 1454 and encodes 333 amino acids. Lineage: Eukaryota; Metazoa; Chordata; Actinopteri; Perciformes; Percidae. Gene Ontology annotation, cellular component: nucleus. The transcript is spliced from 5 exons. Gene Ontology annotation, biological process: regulation of neurogenesis; circulatory system development; anterior/posterior pattern specification. Gene Ontology annotation, molecular function: DNA-binding transcription factor activity, RNA polymerase II-specific; protein dimerization activity; RNA polymerase II cis-regulatory region sequence-specific DNA binding.